AAAGUCUCUUAUGAUCCUAACUAUAUGUGUGUGUAUAUAUAUAUAUAUAUAUACACACGCCAUACGGACAUUUCUGCCAUAAUACCUUAAUAUUUCAAAUAUCCAGCAGAGAGAGUAACCGUAACCUCUCAAUAUAAGCUGCAAUUAUAUUAUUGAUUUUUCUACAUUUCUAAAUCCACCUCUACCAUAUAUAUCUCCACAAACCUCUCUGUCCAUAUCUAAAAUCUAAAAUUUCAAAAAGAUCUCAAUUAGAUUUCCCUCUCUCUUUCUAUCUCUAGCUAUUGCAAACCUUUCCCUCUGCCUUCAAAAUAGGCAAAUUCAUGGGUCUUAGAGACAUUGGUGCUUCACUGCCCCCAGGGUUUCGGUUUUACCCGAGUGAUGAGGAGUUGGUCCUUCAUUACCUUUAUAAAAAGAUCACUAAUGAGGAAGUUCUGAAGGGUACCUUGAUGGAAAUUGAUUUACACACGUGCGAGCCAUGGCAACUCCCUGAGGUGGCUAAGCUUAAUGCAAACGAAUGGUACUUCUUCAGCUUCCGUGACCGUAAAUAUGCAACUGGAUUUCGGACCAAUCGUGCGACGACAUCUGGCUAUUGGAAAGCAACGGGGAAGGAUCGUACGGUGCUUGACCCUGCCACGCGUGAGGUUGUAGGGAUGAGGAAGACAUUGGUGUUCUACAGGAACAGGGCUCCAAAUGGUAUCAAAACGGGUUGGAUCAUGCAUGAGUUUCGCUUGGAGACGCCACAUACGCCCCCUAAGGAGGACUGGGUUUUGUGUAGAGUGUUUCACAAAGGCAAAGCAGACAACAGUGCCAAACUCAUCAUGUACGAGAGCACAGUUCCAUCCCUAACUUUGGCUUCGUCAUCUCCAACCAACCAAAACACCACACCAUCAAUUGGGUAUAACCAAUUACUUGCCCCAUUCUCUUCCUCAAUGGCAACCCAUCAUCAUCAUCAUCAUCAUAUUCCAAACCAAAGCCAAAACAACAACUCCUUGAUGAGUCUCCUUCAGUUCUCUAGGGAAACAAACACCAACAACUCUAGCACCGUUACUCAAAUUAGUCCCAAAUGUGAUGAUAAUGGAUAUGGGUUCUUAUGGGACAUGGACCUCGAAGAAAAUAGCUUCCAUGAUGGCGGGGCAUCAAACUUGGAUGGAAUGAGAUUCGAGGUUGAUAAUAAUAAUAGUGUGGUGUUGUUAUGAAAAGAAAAAAAAAGUGGAAUAUGUACAUAUACAUAUACAUAUAUAUAUAU
Messenger RNA from Glycine soja, 1246 nucleotides. Its product is annotated as protein CUP-SHAPED COTYLEDON 3-like. The transcript is spliced from 3 exons. Gene Ontology annotation, molecular function: DNA binding. Gene Ontology annotation, biological process: regulation of DNA-templated transcription. The record is from RefSeq and is a predicted model, not a curated record. NCBI's taxonomy places the organism in Eukaryota, Viridiplantae, Streptophyta, Magnoliopsida, Fabales, Fabaceae. The coding region runs from base 321 to 1196 and encodes 291 amino acids.